AUGAGAGAUUGGAGGGAACGAGUCGAAGUACAUUUAUUCGAAGCAUUGUUGGAUUGGUGCCUUGGUGGCGGUUUGCGAAAUGAGUGGGACUCUCCUCUGCAGCUACGGCGCCAAUUGGUGCCAAAUCCGAUGGAUCCAUCGGACCGUUACUGUUUCAGUCCGAUUUUGCGAUGGAACCCUGAGGUCGAGAACUACUUCAUUAAAGCCUACGGCGCCGAUCAUUUCUCCCGCAUUUCUAGAGCCCUAACGCGUCCGUCGAGUUAUUCUUGUAUUCGUGUAAACACUUUAAAGUCAACAAGUGAUGCUGUUAUUGAGAAGCUGUUGGAAAUUAUAAAGGAAAGGGGGUUUGAUGGCGAUUGUCGCAAUGAGGUACGAUUGGAACCAAAUGGAAAUGUAGGCAGGCCACUGGAGGAAAGCUUGAAAAAUGACCCUGUCGUUAAGUGUCAGAUACCAGGGUUAGAUAAUGUUCUGUUUGUUAAGGGCACCGGACCGCAUAGGAUUGAUUAUGGUUAUGCACCUGGUGCGCCUCCAAAGGAGGUGCUGGUCAGUCGAAAAUGCGCUGAAGCUGUUCUCCGAGGUGCUCAGGUAUUUGUUCCUGGUGUAGUUGCUUGUAGUGCUCAUGUUGAAAAAGGAGAAACGGUUGCAGUUUCAGUUGCUAUAGAGCAACACAAUCCUAAUGGCGGAUGGGCUAUUGGCAUGACACGUGGGACUGUUCUACAAGGAUUACAGACAGGCAAGACAUUCUUUAAAAAUUUGUUUCAUCGUGAACACUAUGUCCUAUCUUAUAUAUACUUAAAAUCAUCUUUUCAGUUUAGAAACGAUUCAUCAAUGGAACAACAAAAGAAUGCACAAGCUGUUGAAGUAAGACAUCAGUCUGCUAAUCCUCAAAAAGGUGAAAGAAUAUUGGACAUGUGUGCAGCGCCAGGAGGGAAGACAACUGCAAUUGCAAUCCUUAUGAAGGAUGAAGGAGACUUGUUUGCAGUUGAUAGGUCUCAUAAUAAGGUGCAGGAUAUUCAGAAAUUGGCUGCUGAAAUGAGCUUGACUUGUAUAACUACUUAUAAACUGGAUGCUCUCAAAGCUGUUCGUCAAAGAAAUGAAGCAGAUGAUAUAAACACAAAUCAAAGUUCUGACACAUUGAUGUUUCACGAGGAGAAAAAGUCAUCUUCUACUGUUGAAGGGUUUAAUCCUGAUAAAACAUGCGAUGAUAAUGUUAGCAAUGCAAUUGAGAAUGGGGGAACUUAUGUUAGCAAAGCUGACAUCAGGAAGAAUAAGCGAAGAAUGCGGAAUGGGCCAGGAAGGAAUCAGUGCCUUGGUGGCAAAGUCGAGAAUUCGAAAGGCUUCUUCCCUGAUAGCUUUGAUAGAGUUCUCCUUGAUGCUCCCUGCUCUGCUCUUGGUUUGAGACCUAGGCUUUUUGUUGGCGAGGAGACAAUAGACUCUCUAAAACGACACGCAACAUAUCAAAGGAGAAUGUUUGACCAGGCUGUUAAACUAGUUCGCCCUGGUGGUGUGAUUGUCUAUUCAACAUGUACAAUAAACCCUGGUGAGAAUGAAGCAUUGGUUCGAUAUGCUUUGGAUACAUAUAAAUUCCUCUCCUUAGUACCACAGAAUCCUAGAAUUGGAGGACCUGGCCUUGUUGGUUCUUUUGAAUUUCCUAAUGGAUACAUCGAGGAGUGGUUAAGACCUGGAGAGGAGGAAUUUGUUCAGAGGUUUGAUCCAUCAUCUUCCCUGGAUACAAUUGGGUUUUUCAUAGCCAAGUUUUCUGUUGGCUUGAAAGAUGUUUGA
This is a messenger RNA of Dovyalis caffra, 1782 nucleotides long. Lineage: Eukaryota; Viridiplantae; Streptophyta; Magnoliopsida; Malpighiales; Salicaceae. The record is from the annotation of a GenBank genome assembly.